Messenger RNA from Closterium sp. Naga37s-1, 726 nucleotides. NCBI's taxonomy places the organism in Eukaryota, Viridiplantae, Streptophyta, Zygnematophyceae, Desmidiales, Closteriaceae. The record is from the annotation of a GenBank genome assembly.
AUGAGAUUCGGCAAUCGAGUCAUUCUGGAUGACGUGUCACUCCACGUGAACCCGCGAGAAAUCGUGGGUCUGCUGGGACCCAACGGCGCGGGCAAGAGCACCACCUUCAGCAUCGCGGUCGGCCGCGAGACCCCGACAGCUGGCACCGUGCAAUUGGGCGGCACUGACGUCACCGGCCUUCCUCUUGAGCGGCGGGCGCGGAUGGGCGUGGCGUUUCUGGCUCAAGAGGCGAGCAUCUUCCGCGGGCUCAGCGUGGCGGAUAACAUUCGACUCGUUCUCGAGGAGGGGCCCUUGCCGCACCAUUUGCAUGACGCCAGGAUUGAGGAGCUGCUACGCAAGUUUGACCUGGUCCACGUCGCACACACUCUCGGGCGCCACCUGUCAGGUGGAGAGCGGCGCAGAGCGGAGGUAGCCCGAGCACUGGCAGUAAAGGACAGCGAUUGCAACCCGCCACGGCUGCUAAUGGUCGAUGAGCCGUUUGCAGGCGUGGACCCCAUAGGAGUGCAGCUGAUGCAGAGCAUGCUGUGCAGCCUAAGGGAGCAGGACGGCAUGGCCAUUCUCAUCACGGACCAUAACGUGGCGGAGACGCUGGGGGUGUGUGACCGUGCGUAUGUGAUGCAUGAGGGGAAGGUGGUGGCGUGUGGCACACCAGAGCAGGUGUUGGAGGAUCCACUUGUGCAGAGGUUCUAUCUGGGACCGGCAUUUAGUCGUCAGGCAGCACUGUGA